This is a messenger RNA of Spinacia oleracea (spinach), 3319 nucleotides long. RefSeq lists its product as uncharacterized. Lineage: Eukaryota; Viridiplantae; Streptophyta; Magnoliopsida; Caryophyllales; Amaranthaceae. The transcript has 23 exons. Gene Ontology annotation, molecular function: ATP binding; ATP hydrolysis activity. The record is from RefSeq and is a predicted model, not a curated record. Bases 233 to 3091 code for a protein of 952 amino acids.
AUCGUGCAUCCGGUUUUCGCAGAUUCGUGACAUUUUUAAUUUGUAUCCGUCAUUUCGGGUACCCGGCUUCUAAUGAACACCCUGCCAAACAAAUUUGUUCUUUAACCUUGGGAGUCCAAAUUCAGCUCCUCUUGUUCCCGCCAGAAACCUACCUUAUAUUCCUCUUCUUCGUUUCAGGACUCAGGCAAGUUGGCCGAGUGUGUGGUCAGCGGCUCCGUUCUGACGUUCAAUAAUGGAAUUUCCCGACUUAGAUGAGCUUCAGUGGCUGGAGAUGAACCAGCAGGAGGAAGAGGAAGAGGUAGAGGAAGAUUACCCAGUGGAACUCCAAGUAGAAGAACGCAAAUAUGAAAACGAGGAUCAACAUUUUGAAUCUGAAGAAGCAAUUCCUUCUACUCAACCACAUUCCCAUUCUCAAAUUCCCUCCAACGAGAAGAAGCGUCCUCGAUCUCCACCGGAUACUGAUUAUGACGACGAGUGUGUUAGGGUUAGGGUUAGGGUUAAUGUUAGACCUGAAAUUGAAAUCCAUCACCAGAACUAUGAUAAUGGAAAUUAUUUGUCUCGUUAUGCCUCGGAAAUAGACGGCGAUUGUGUACCAAUCACAGCCCCCUCUGGCUCUGGCUCUGGCUCUGGCUCUGGCUCUGGCGAACGAGUUUAUGCCAAGCUCGACAAUGUUGUUAAGAAAUUCAAUAUGCCAACCAUAUCCAGCAGCGGUCUUAUCUCAAAAUCAGUUUGUGUUCUUCUACAAAACGCAGAGCAGGAUGCACUGUUGAAGGCUUUGCAGGCUAGUUCUGAAGAUCAAAACACUGUAUUACCUCAAGAAACACCAGUUAUGACAGAAAAACUUUGGGUAAACAAAUAUGCUCCAAGAUCUUUUACUGAGCUUCUAGGUGACGAACAAACAAAUAGAGAGGUGCUUUCUUGGCUGAAACAAUGGGAUGCUGCAGUGUUUGGUAAUGGCAUUAGAAACACUGAAGACGAGGUUUUAUCUGCACUGAGACGACAUUCUUCUCUCCCCCUCCAUCAGAAGCACUCUAGUGUUAGUUUUCUCGGGAAGAGUAGAGGGCAUACUUCUUCUGGAAAGUACACAGGGACGUCAUCUAUGUUCGAUCAAGAAAAUAAUGGGCCAAAAGGUAUUGAUGGGUUGCAAAACAAGAUGCAGAAUGCAACACUAGAUCAGAAGGUACUUUUGCUCUGUGGACCCCCUGGACUAGGAAAGACAACUCUUGCUCAUGUGGCCGCGAAACACUGUGGAUACCAUGUUGUGGAGAUAAACGCUAGCGAUGAUCGGUCAUCAAGUACCAUUGAGGCAAAGAUCUUAGAUGCAGUGCAAAUGAACUCAGUCAUGGCUCACUCGAAACCCAAAUGUUUAGUCAUUGAUGAAAUUGAUGGAGCACUUGGUGAUGGAAAGGGUGCAGUAGAGGUCAUUUUAAAAAUGAUUGCGGCAGAAAAGAAGUCUUGUGUUGGAAGUGAAGCUUCUAUAAAAGAGGAACAAUAUGGAAAGAAAUCAUCGAACAAGGGGCGCAAAGCAGUUUCUCUGUCACGACCAAUGAUUUGUAUCUGCAAUGAUCUCUAUGCUCCUUCAUUAAGGUCUCUGCGGCACGUAGCAAAGGUUCAUGUGUUCUCUCAGCCGACUCUAAAUCGCGUGGUGAACAGGCUGAAAUACAUAUGUAGCAGGGAGGGAAUGAAGACAAGUUCCAUUGCAUUGACUGCACUUGCUGAAUAUACAGAAUGCGAUAUACGCUCGUGUUUGAACACACUUCAGUUUCUUCACAAGAAAAAGGAAUCUCUCAAUCUGGUGGCUUUAAGUUCCCAAGUGAUUGGUCGAAAGGACAUGACAAGAAGUAUUUUUGAUGUCUGGAAAGAGGUAUUCCAGAAGAGAAAAACUAAACAAAGCCGGAAAUGUGAUGUCAGUCCAAGAGAGACAUAUGAUACACAUGGUUCCUUAUACUCUUUGGUUUCCUACCGAGGUGAUAAUGAAUUAAUUUUUGAUGGCAUUCAUGAAAACUUUUUGCAGCAACAUUAUCAUGACCCGUUGCUGCUGAAGACGGUACAUUGCCUUAAUGCUCUUGGUGUUUCCGACUUACUCCAUCAGUAUGUUAUGCGUUCGCAUAAUAUGUCUCUUUGUGCGUACUAUCCUUCUAUCAUUAUCACAAUACAUCAGCUGUUGGCACGUGUGGAAACACCGACUAUUGAAUGGCCUAAAUCAAUAAAGAGGUAUCGCUCAUUGCUGCUGGAAAAAUUGGAAAGGUUAAGAUCUUGGCAAACUAAAAUUGCACCAUACAUUUCAAGGCAUCUGUCAGUGAAUUCUUUUGUUGAAGAUACAAUUUCUCCAUUCUUGCAUAUUCUCUUUCCAGCGGAUGUGAGGCCGGUUGCAGUGCAGUUACUAUCGGAUAAAGAGAAGAAUGGUCUGGCACAAUUAGUUGGCACUAUGGUUUCAUAUUCUCUAACGUACAAGAACACAAAAUCUGAUUCAUCAGCAAAUAACUUAGCGCAUAAUGGAUUGAUGGAUGCCUUAUCAUUGUCGUUGGAUCCACCCAUUCCAGGUUUUGUGAACUUCAAGGAUUACAAGCCUGCAUAUUAUGAACUAGCAUCAGCUGUGAAGCAACUUCUCGUGUAUGAGGUUGAAAAACAAAAGAUAGUCCAAGAAAGCACAGCCAAAUUCAUACAUCCAACUGAUUGUUCCGAACGGGAUACCACUGCUGCAAGGGAUAAAGAAAGAAGACCAGAGUCUACCGAAACGCACAAGGCUGCAUUUGAUUAUUAUAAUAAAGAUUUAACAAAGAAUAAGUCACAGAAAGAUGUCUGCAAACCUCAUAUCCAUAGAAGUGCAUCCUCCCUGGGAUCUAGUGGAAGUUCAGCUGAUGUGAAGAAGCUAAAACUCAUUGGAAAUGUGAAAAAGCCUUCCAUUGGUUCCUUUAACUUCUUUGACAGGUUUAAAAAAAUGGGUCACAAGGGUUGCGACGGUGUAGAUAGUUCAGAAGAGAAGCUAGCGGGUGCAGAGAAAGAUGGGCGUCAUCUCUUAUUCAAGUUCAACGAGGGUUUUACAAAUGCAGUUAAGAGGCCUGUACGUAUACGUGAAUUCUUACUGUGAUGGGAUCCAGUUGCAUGUUUCAUGGAAAAGUUGCUUUUGUUACUUGGAUUCCUGAUUCAUCUAUUGCUCAAUCGGGAUACAUAAUACUAGAUUCGAAUGAGUCAGCUCAAAGUAUGACUUUGAGUGAUGUUUUGACCGUAAUGUUCAUUGUGUGUACAUAUAUAUAGUCAUUCGAAAAGAUGAGACAAUUUUAGUACUUUUAAGGCAUUGUGUGCCUUGACAUAUUAA